AUGGUGACGUCCAGCUUCAGCCACGCAUCCAUGAGCCACUUCCUCAUCAACAUGUUUGUCUUCUUCUCCUUCGGCAUGCCAGUUGCUGCUGUCAUGGGCCAACUGCCGUUUCUGCGGCUGUACCUGGCGGCGGCCGUGUCGACUGCCCUCGCUCAUAUCGGCUACUACACAAUCCUCCUGCCUCGCCUCCACCCCCAUGCGAACUUGACGGAUCCUGGCAGCAUCGGCGCGUCUGGUUGCGUCAUGGCGGUGAUGACGUAUUUUGCUGCGCGCGCCCCACGUGCCACCGUCCUCCUCCUCAUCAUUCCCGUCCCGGCCUGGCUCGCGGUGUCGCUGUUCAUCACUGCUGAUCUGUUUGGAGCGUUCAAGGGCGGAGGAUCAGGCGUCCGCGGCGGGCCACGCAUCGACAACGCCGUACGGCCCCACCGCCCGCGCAUGCAUGCAUGA
This is a messenger RNA of Salpingoeca rosetta, 447 nucleotides long. RefSeq lists its product as uncharacterized. The coding region runs from base 1 to 447 and encodes 148 amino acids. Gene Ontology annotation, molecular function: serine-type endopeptidase activity. Gene Ontology annotation, cellular component: membrane. The record is from RefSeq and is a predicted model, not a curated record. The transcript is spliced from 4 exons. Lineage: Eukaryota; Choanoflagellata; Craspedida; Salpingoecidae.